AACCAAAAACGGCAACGGAUGCUGAAUGGGGCAUUCGUGUCCCUGUAGCAAAUGCGCUUGCGCAACGGAUGCUGUGCUCGUCAUUUCUCCUUCAUUUCUCCAGCGUAACAACGAUAAUUCUCGUGUCUGCCGGUCGCCGAUUGUUCAAGCUCUUCCCCAACCCGGCACAUGAUCCGAAAGGGUGUACCGAUCGCUAGAUGCACCUUGCCGAACCUUUGCCGAUGGUGCAGAUUGUGUCCCAAAAAUGCUCGUUGCCAUUUCGUUGACACCCGAGUUGCAUCCGGUUCACGUUCGGGGGGUUUUUUUUUUGCCGAACGGAAGCGAGGGUUGUGUGUUAUCUGUCUGCGUUUGAAGCCCGAACUGUCACACGGAUGUUGGUAAAUAGCUUUUCUUGGCCAAAUUCCUUCAGUCGUCUCGAAACUUUCACCGCCGGUGGGAAUGUUUUCGCACAGCGCGUCCAGCAUACAUCGUGGCUGAUGCGCUUUUCUCGUGAUCGUCGCACGGUCAUGCAACUUUACAGGACAAUCUACCGCACCAGAACCCAACCGUAGUGAUACACGCUGGUAAGUGCAGACAGCAGUGAGUGAGAAAAGUAAUUAAAAUAGUGAUAAAUUACGGCGAAGUUCUCAAAAUACCCCAUGUGUUAGUGAAACGGAGUAUGGGAAGAAUUGUUUUGGAAUAGGAAGGUGCAUUAGAGUUUGGAACAAUAAAGCAUAAAACUUUCGCAGCUUGCUUCCAUUAACUCUUCCAUUUGCACAAAACUCGAUGUGAAAGACCGAAAAACUUUCGAAACUCGCACAGGAAAACUGGAACGCCGUCCAGUAUGCAGGGCGUCCGACGGAAACGUGAUCUUUGAUCUUUGGUGCAGCAGUAAUCAGUCGCAAAACUCAAACCAACUGCAUUGUGUCUGUGUCUGUGUGUGUGUGUGUGUCUGUGUAGAUGCUGUACGAACGUUGUGUGCAUGUGACUUAGUGACUGAAGCGAUCGCAAGAUGAUAAUCCUACAGACAGUUAAACUAAUUCUACUCGCCCUGAAGCUACUGCCGAAACGGUUCACCCAUCGGAAUGUACUGUUUAUGAUAUAUUUGGUUACACUCGUCACACACGUGAUGAUGGAUGAACCAAGAUUUGCUCAACCCAUACCGAACGUUACCGUUGCUGUGGGACGGGAUGCUAACCUGCCGUGUGUAGUUGAACAUUUGGGCACCUACAAGGUCGCGUGGAUACAUAUCGAUCGGCAGAUGAUUUUGACGAUACAUCGCCACGUUAUCUCGCGCAUCCCCCGGUACAGCGUAACGUACGAUAAUUCCAACACAUGGCUGCUGCACGUUAGCCAGGCGCAGCAGGACGAUCGGGGCUAUUACAUGUGCCAAGUGAACACAAAUCCCAUGAUUAGCCAAGUCGGUUACCUGCAAGUAGUCGUGCCUCCCAACAUUCUGGACAUCGAAAGUACACCGUCGUCUGUGGCUGUGCGAGAAAAUCAAAAUAUCAACAUGACAUGUCGUGCCGAUGGAUUCCCCACGCCCAAGAUCAUCUGGCGACGUGAAGACGGCCAAAGCAUUACCGUCGAGCGGAAGAAGAAAGUGAUGGUGUACGACGGUGAGGUUCUUCAUCUGACGAAAGUAAGCCGCAACGAAAUGGGCGCUUAUCUCUGCAUCGCCACUAAUGGUGUGCCACCGUCGGUGUCUAAGCGGAUUAUCCUUGAUGUGGAGUUUUCACCAAUGAUUUGGGUGCCAAAUCAACUAGUUGGAGCACCACUUUCGACUGAUGUUACCAUUGACUGUCACACCGAAGCUCACCCAAGAGCCAUCAUCUACUGGGUGUACAACUCGGUUAUGGUGCUGCCGAGUAAAAAAUACAUCAUUGACUACAACGAAAACUCCUACCGGGCGCACAUGAAGCUCACCAUCAAAGGCUUAUCGAUGGGCGAUUUUGGCAACUAUCGCUGCAUAUCGAAGAACUCGCUCGGUGAAACGGAGGGUUCGAUUCGCGUUUACGAAAUUCCACUUCCAUCAACACCGUCGAAGCAAAUUACUCACGUGAUGGAACCGAAGGAGACGAGCCCGGCCAUGGUGUCACGUAAUGAAACCAUUAAGGUCGCCAGCCAACCUGAGGUCCUGUUUCCGAUGAAGAACGACGAAGGCUACGCUCAGCGCUCACCGAACGGGAUCCCUUUCGAGCGCAAGGGAUCGCUUGCCAUUGGGCAAAGUUUCUCCUACACCGACAUGCCACCGAAAGAGUUCGGUGUAUCUAAUGAUGCUCGCAGCAGCUUCGGUGUAUUCUCGCUACUAUCGCUAACGACGAGUGUGGUCCCUUCGACGCUGCUGGUUCUGUGUCAUCAGCGAUGCGAAAGUUGGCUGUUUUUGUAAGGAUGCAAAUCAGCAGCGACGGCAGCUUGAAUCCAUGCUUCAAACCUUCGAGCGCUGUUGCAACUGGGGUUCGGAUUGAUGGGAUACAUCUGCCACUGUAUCGAAGCCACGAUCGUCGCUCGGUCCGCCGGCGCAGAUUCGCAUAUCGUACGUUCCCCGUUUUUGGUUUUGCUCAUAUCACUCCUACUCAACGCGGAGAGACGACACAUAUCUAGGACGAUUUGCAAAAUGGGCACGAUAAUCAACGCGAUGGUUUACGAACAGAAGUAUUUGUAUAAAAUAAAUCCACGAUGUUUCUGCUUAGAUAAGAAACUGCUGCUAAAGAUAAACAAUAACGAAUGCCAUCAAUCAUGCUCUUUAGUUUAGGUUAAUGAUUUUUUUGUGUGAACGCUUUCUAUCAUCUUCGCCAUUUUUAAGCGGUACGAGCAUUGUUACAUACUAACACUAUCAAAAUAGCUUUAAAUGAGAAAGUUUCCCUUUUUUGUUUGCAGUGGUUUCGUAAGUUUUGUUUCGUUAAACGCUUGAACUCGUGUUUUGUAAACUAUAUUUCAACUACGUUGUAGAAUCCGAUAGGAAGAGUUUCACUGUUCCAACAUAGAAGAAGACUGUAGGAGAAUGUUGUAUAAUAGCAAAUCAAGAAGAAAAACUAAGUGAAAAAACGGCUUAACUCUUUGUCGAGUUUGUUACCCAUAGUGACGCACACGGAAAUGAAAGAGACAGAACGAUAUACAUGGUUCUAGUUGCGUAUGGUUGAUUUAUUCUGCUGGCAAAACAAAAAAUAAAACAAUUGACCUAUUGAAAAUGCCUCUUGUGUUAUGGAAGAGAUUUAAACCAAAAAUAAAAAAAGCUACUUCAGAAGGGAAGCGUUGUCUAGCUGGGAUUGAAAUAGUGAUCAGCAGAGUGUGUUUGUGUACAUAUUUUAGCCCAACUUAAGCAGUGUGAGUAACCAUGGUUCGGAAUGGCCGCGAACCAUCCGACGUACGUUGACACAUAUUGAAGGAAAUAAAAAAAACACCCGAUCUACUAGUGAACAGAAAACCAUAAGGAACAAGCAUUAGCGCGUACGAGACAACGCACCGUGUAAUUAUCGAGCUGGCUAGGCGAGCAUAUUGUUAGGUUAUUUGUUAUGUUAAUAUUUCGGUCAAACAUUUAGCUCAAGCACACACGCGGAAAUGAUGAAAAUGCCACGCGGCAUGCUCAUGAUUGUGGCGCGAUGCAAAUACUUAGAAAUAUAUUUGAAAUAAUAAAAAAAUAAUAAUCAAUUGUUCGUUGGUUUGUGUUUUUUUCUCUCCUUUUUUGAGUUGUGUUUGUUACUCGCCCUUUUAAGUGUUUUGUUAACUAUGUUUGAAUUGUUGGUAUAUUCGAAUAUUAUCUUCUGCUUUGAAUUACGACACUGAUGGUAAGUGGUAAUUCAAGUUUAUUUCUAUAUGAAAUAAAUAUAAAAAAAACUUUUUUAAAUUGCUUCAAGCAGUAAUAAAGCUUUGAUUUCUUAUGAAACAAGAUCAAGCAGAAAAGGAAACUUGCCUUCCAUCUUGCAAAACAAUGCACGGGAAAGAAAGCGCGAUGCUGGCAAAUGCAAAUAAAAAUACAAAAAGAACAGGAAAAAUAGCUUUUUCCCGCAAUAGCACCACAAAGAACAAUGCAUCGAGCUGGAAAAUUGAAUGAAAAUGGAAGCUUUCAAGCGCCCGUCCGAGGUCGGUAUAAGAAACAGGUGCGAAAUGAAACGAGUUUUUCAAGGUUCGUUUCAAUUCAAGUGAAAAUUUUUCCUUACGACAGCGAAACCGAUCGCCAAUCCAACGCUGCUGUCGAGUGAGGGAAAUUGUAAGGCGAAGGAAAGAAAUAAAAAAAAAUGUCUCGUUUUGUCUGAACUACCUUCCCUCCCCCAUUUUAGCACGCUUACUUACGCUUGGAAACGAAACGACAUGAAGGUGGCAAAACUCGAAACGAUAGAAAGCAUUUCCAUGUCGCUUACCGACGGAUACGGCCUGCCAGUGAACGAUGACGUUCGCGAAGAUACGCAUCACGUUCGCGAGACAAAACUUUAAAGUUUUCAAUCGCGAACGACCAGUGCCAGUGGGAAUGCACUUUAAUUCGAUUCGAUAUUGAUUACAUUGCAGAUGCCGGCUCAUCUGUUUUGGGGUGAUGAUGAUGAUGGCGCUGGGUAGAUCGGGUUGUAUGCUUAUAAAUUUGCGUUCAAUAUUGACGAAGCUGUUCGAGAUGUUUCGCGUCGCCGGAGAAAAUCAAUUAAAGCCUUGAGCUGGUGUUUAAAUUUUAAUUUCUCAAAACCUUUUUCAACCAA
This is a messenger RNA of Anopheles funestus (African malaria mosquito), 4667 nucleotides long. It is a transcript of the gene DIP-delta, whose product is annotated as lachesin. NCBI's taxonomy places the organism in Eukaryota, Metazoa, Arthropoda, Insecta, Diptera, Culicidae. The transcript has 13 exons. The coding region runs from base 992 to 2368 and encodes 458 amino acids. The record is from RefSeq and is a predicted model, not a curated record. Gene Ontology annotation, cellular component: neuron projection.